Messenger RNA from Ostreobium quekettii, 360 nucleotides. Lineage: Eukaryota; Viridiplantae; Chlorophyta; Ulvophyceae; Bryopsidales; Ostreobiaceae. The record is from the annotation of a GenBank genome assembly.
AUGCUGACUCUCCCUUGUUCUCUGUUGUAUGCUGUAAAGUUGGACUACACCGCGUUGUUCAACGUGACCGUGACCAAAGGCAAUGAGUCGCUCGUCUUCGAGUGUGAGACUGACGGAGAUCACGUCGACAUACUGAAGAUCCUCUUGGAGACCAAGGGCAAAUCUGAUGUGAUGACUGAUUUUCUGGGACCGACGUACGAGGAGCUGGACGACGACUUGCAGGACUCCUGCCAGAAGUACCUUGAAGAGCGGGGCAUCACAUCAGAAAUGGGUGACUAUCUUUUAGAGCUUGUCCUGGACAAGGAGCAAAGGGAAUACAUGGACUGGCUCAAAAAAGUUAAAGCGUUUGUGGCCAAAUAG